This is a messenger RNA of Eremothecium sinecaudum, 612 nucleotides long. RefSeq names its product H/ACA snoRNP pseudouridylase subunit GAR1 (gene GAR1). Gene Ontology annotation, biological process: snoRNA guided rRNA pseudouridine synthesis; ribosome biogenesis. The transcript has a single exon. Gene Ontology annotation, cellular component: box H/ACA snoRNP complex. Bases 1 to 612 code for a protein of 203 amino acids. NCBI's taxonomy places the organism in Eukaryota, Fungi, Ascomycota, Saccharomycetes, Saccharomycetales, Saccharomycetaceae. The record is from RefSeq and is a predicted model, not a curated record. Gene Ontology annotation, molecular function: box H/ACA snoRNA binding.
AUGAGUUAUAGAGGAAACAGCGGACGUGGUCGCGGCGGCGCCAGAGGCGGAAGACCUGCUUUUCAAGGUCCACCUGAAACAGUGAUAGAGAUGGGCCAAUUUAUACAUGACUGUGAAGGUGACAUUGUUUGUCGUUCAAUUAAUACGAAGAUUCCAUACUUCAAUGCUCCAAUAUUCCUUGAAAAUAAAACACAAAUUGGUAAGGUGGAUGAGAUUUUGGGUCCUUUGAAUGAGGUUUUCUUUACCAUAAAGUGUUCUGAAGGUGUUAAGGCUACUUCCUUUAAAGACGGUGACAAAUUCUACAUUGCUACAGACAAACUGCUACCUAUUGAAAGAUUUUUGCCAAAGCCAAAGGUUGCUGGACCUCCAAAACCAAAAAAGAAGAGAACUCCUGGAUCUCAAGGAGGUUCAAGAGGCGGCUUCGGUGGCCGUGGUGGUUCUAGAGGUGGUUUCGGUGGCCGUGGUGGCUCCAGAGGUGGUUUCAGUGCUCGUGGUGGCUCCAGAGGAGGCUUUGGUGGCUCCAGGGGUGGUUUUGGCGGCCGUGGAGGUUCUAGAGGCGGUUUCGGUAGUCGUGGCGGCUCUAGAGGCGGCCGUGGUGGUAAGAGAUUUUGA